Molecule: messenger RNA, 2861 nt
Organism: Ipomoea nil (Japanese morning glory)
Lineage: Eukaryota; Viridiplantae; Streptophyta; Magnoliopsida; Solanales; Convolvulaceae
Product: mannosyl-oligosaccharide glucosidase GCS1
Exons: 22
Coding region: 104-2653 (849 amino acids)
Biological process (GO): protein N-linked glycosylation; oligosaccharide metabolic process
Cellular component (GO): endoplasmic reticulum membrane
Molecular function (GO): Glc3Man9GlcNAc2 oligosaccharide glucosidase activity
Source: RefSeq, a predicted model, not a curated record
UGUCUGCAAUUUACACUUCUUCUCCCUCUCCGUUUACUUCCUCAGUCUUCUUCACUAUCAACACUGAUGUUACAGACCGGUCCUUAGACCACAGCACACCAACAUGACCGGAAAUUCUCGAAGAACAGCUCGGAGCAGGGCGAAGCCGGCGUCGGAAGAUGAUGACGAUCGCGAAGUCCGUAGCGCGACACCUAAUCCGAAAGUCCGAAGGAGAGGCAGGGAGCAAAGCUCAAUUCGCAUCCUCAAUGUGAACCUCAAAUUCCUCUUAGGUUUUGGUGUUAUUUCCUUCUCGAUCGCAUUGAUUGUCAUUUACCGCCUUGUCAAUCCGGCUGAAGUUCCUCAAAUUCCCCGGGUUAUCACUCCACUUCCCGCUCCAAAACUCACGGAUCUUCCGAUGUUUCAAGGAGAACAUAAAGAAAGCUUGUAUUGGGGAACUUACAGGCCUCAAGUUUAUUUUGGUAUACGUGCAAGGACUCCACAAUCUGUAGUUUUUGGUUUAAUGUGGAUUGGUGCAAAGGAUGGAAGGUUUUUCAUGCGCCAUGUUUGCCAAGAUUCAGAUGAUCUGAAAACGUAUGGUUGGACACACCAUAAUGGACGAGACUAUGGACACCAACUUUUAGUUGACCAAACAAUGACAUUGACAACAAGUUUUUUGAAGUCUAAGGCAAUUGGAAGUGGGUAUGGUGGAGACUGGGUAACUCGAAUUGAGGCACAAGUUGAUGAAUCUGUAGUUGAUGAGGAAAUGUUAAAGAACAUGCACCUCUUUUUUUAUAUGGCUGAUGAAGGUGGAAAUGCUCUAACAUUGGGUGGAGGAGCCAUAGGCAGCAAUCAUGAUUCUGCCAUAGCGUUAGGAUCUCAUAGUGAUGUUGGGGGUUGGCAGCUCCAUAUAAAAUCAGAGGAUAAUUUUGAUAUGCAUUAUUCUGGUUUCAAGACACCUCACAUUCACAAUUUAUCUGACCUUGUCCAAGCAGAUCUGGGAGUCAAAGCAAGAAACUUUGGUCGCUUGGAGCUUUCAGAUACAUUGGAUGACUCUUCAAAUAUUUUAGUUUUCCAGAUCUCUGCUAGGAUUUCUUUCAAAGCUGAUAUUGUUUUUGUUUCUGGAACUGGAUUACAAGAUUCAAGAGUUGAAGAGCGUCUUACCAAUCUCGCAGGUGCCUCACUCUCCAGUCUACUAAAUGAGAAGCAGAAGGAAUUUGAUGGCAAGUUCAAAAGAUGCUAUAAUCUAUCUGACCAGCUUGAUUCUGGUUCUGUGACCGUGGGUAGGGAUGCUCUUGCAAGCACAUUGGGUGGAAUUGGCUAUUUCUAUGGUCAAUCAAAGAUUUCGCUUCCGAAAGCCUCUAAACUUGACACGGGUGACAACUUUCUUUUAUACUGGCCUGCUGAGUUAUAUACAGCAGUUCCCAGUAGACCCUUCUUUCCAAGGGGAUUUUUAUGGGAUGAAGGUUUUCAUCAAUUAAUAAUUUGGCACUGGGAUACAUAUAUUAGCUUGGAUAUUAUUGGGCAUUGGUUGGAUCUGAUGAAUAUUGAUGGAUGGAUUCCACGUGAGCAAAUUUUAGGAGCUGAAGCUGUAAAUAAGGUCCCUCAAGAAUUUGUUCCUCAACAUCCAAGUAAUGGAAAUCCUCCAACCUUGUUUCUGGUCUUACGGGACCUGAUUUGUGGCAUUAAGAAAAAUAAGUUUGAUGCUGCUGAAAGGAGAGACAUUUCUAUCUUCUUAGAUCGAGCAUUAAUUCGCCUUGAAACAUGGUUUAAUUGGUUCAACACCACACAAUCUGGAAAGGAUUUCAGCAGUUACUUCUGGCAUGGUAGAGACAACAUUACUACUCGUGAGCUAAAUCCAAAGACCCUGUCUUCUGGAUUAGAUGACUAUCCACGUGCUUCUCACCCAGAUGAAGAAGAACGCCAUCUGGACCUAAGAUGCUGGAUGUUUCUUGCAGCAGAUUGCAUGCAUUCCAUAUCAAAGCUUCUCAAAAGUGAAAGUGAACACCAGGAGUACAGGUCAACAGCAGAACUGCUUUCAGACUUUGAACUUCUUAAUAAGAUGCAUUUUGAUAGUUCCUAUGGAGCUUAUUUUGAUUAUGGAAAUCACACUGAGAAGGUCCGGUUAUCGUGGCAAACAGUCGGGGCAAGCAGCAACAAUCCAAAAAGAGAGCUUCUGAGGGAAGUCUUAGAGAAGCCUGUAUUGAGACUGGUUCCUCAUGUUGGAUACGUCAGCCUUUUCCCGUUAAUGGCCAAGCUCAUUCCUCCUGAAUCGUGGAUAUUAGAGAAACAGCUAGACCUGGUUUCAAAUAGGAGCACGUUGUGGACAAAUUUUGGUCUCAGGUCUCUUUCCAAAACAAGCUCCAUUUAUAUGAAGCGCAACACGGAGCAUGAUCCUCCAUAUUGGAGAGGGCCGAUUUGGAUGCAAUUUAAUUACAUGACUCUUGGCGCACUUCAUCAUUACUCCAGAGAGCCUGGACCAUACAGAGAGAAAGCCAGAACUAUCUACCAAGAGCUAAGAAGCAAUUUGAUAAGAAAUGUUGUCGAGAACUAUCACAAGACUGGGUAUCUGUGGGAGCAAUAUGAUCAGAAGAAUGGGAAGGGAAAAGGUGCGCGAUUUACCGGCUGGACGGCCCUAGUGCUUCUGAUCAUGUCUGAAUCUUACAAUGAAUGUUAGAGAUGGCAUAUUUCUCAAGGCAGAGUUGAGGUUUCCCUUUAACAUAUAGAGCGAGCUACAUUUAACUAUUUAGGUAUGAGAUCAAUGUUAAGUAGAUGCCUGCUUUAUCUUCUCUUCCUCCAUUUCAUACUUGUGGGGAAUAUACACACCAGAACAGUACAUUUUUGAAUAGUGUGAGGACUGAUUGCUUGCUUAAACCUUUUCAAUA